This is a messenger RNA of Balaenoptera ricei (Rice's whale), 2436 nucleotides long. It is a transcript of the gene TLR10, whose product is annotated as toll like receptor 10. Gene Ontology annotation, cellular component: membrane. The transcript has a single exon. The record is from RefSeq and is a predicted model, not a curated record. NCBI's taxonomy places the organism in Eukaryota, Metazoa, Chordata, Mammalia, Artiodactyla, Balaenopteridae. The coding region runs from base 1 to 2436 and encodes 811 amino acids. Gene Ontology annotation, biological process: inflammatory response; cellular response to bacterial lipopeptide; immune response. Gene Ontology annotation, molecular function: lipopeptide binding; transmembrane signaling receptor activity; Toll-like receptor 2 binding.
AUGAAACAUAUCAGAAGCAUUUAUGUAUUUUGUAGUAUUGUUACGUCAGUGCAUAGUGGGGCUUCAAAGCUGCCAGAAGAAACAGAAUUGACUACCAACUGCUCCAACAUGUCUUUAAGAAAGGUUCCUGAAGACUUGACCCCAACCACAACCAUACUGGAUUUGUCCUACAACCUCCUUUUUCAACUCCAGCGUUCAGAUUUUCAUUCCUUCUCUAAACUGAAAGUUUUGAUUCUAUGCCGUAACAGAAUUCAAGAGCUGGAUAUCAAGACCUUUGAAUUCAACAAGGAGUUAAGAUAUUUAGAUGUGUCUUACAACAGACUGAAGAGUGUAACUUGGUUCUCACUGGCAGGUCUCAGACAUUUAGAUCUGUCCUUCAAUGACUUUGACACCGUGCCUAUCUGUGAGGAGACUGGCAACAUGUCACACCUGGAAAUCCUAGGUUUGAGUGGGGCAAAAAUACAAAAAUCAGAUUUCCAGAAAAUUGCUCAUUUGCAUCUAAAUACUGUCUUCUUAGGAUUGAGAACUCUUUCUCAUUAUGAAGAAGGUAGCCUGCCCAUCUUAAACACAACAAAACUUCACAUUGUUUUACCAAUGAACACAAAUUUCUGGGUUCUUUUGCAUGAUGGAAUGAAGACUUCAAAAAUAUUAGAAAUUACGAAUAUAGAUGGCAAAAGCCAAUUUGCAAGUUAUGAAACUCAGCAAAAUCUUAUUUUAGAGAAUGCCAAGACAUCCAUUCUGUUACUUAAUAAAGUUGAUUUACUCUGGGAUGAUCUUCUGCUUAUCUUCCAAUUUGUUUGGCAUACAUCAGUAGAAUAUUUCCAGAUUCAACAUGUGACUUUUGGAGGUAAGGUUUAUCUUGACCAUAAUUCAUUUGACUACUCAAAUACUGUAAUGAAAACUAUAAAAUUGGAGAAUGUACAUUUCAGAAUUUUUAAUAUCCCACAGGAGAGAGUCUACUUGCUUUUUACCAAAAUGGAUAUAGAAAACCUGACAAUAUCAGAUGCACAAAUGCCUCACAUGCUGUUCCCUAUAUAUCCUACAAGAUUCCAAUAUUUAAAUUUUGCUAACAAUAUCUUAACAGAUGACGUGUUUAAAAAUUCUAUCCAACUGCCUCAUUUGAAAACUCUCAUUUUGAAGGACAAUAAAUUGGAGACACUUUCCUUAGUGAGUUGCUUUGCCGGCAACACAUCCUUGAGGCACUUAGAUCUGAGCGAAAAUCUGUUACAACAUGAAAAUGAUGAAAAUUGCUUGUGGCCAGAAACCUUGAUCACCAUGAACUUGUCAUCCAACAAAUUUGCUGAUUCUGUUUUCAGGUGCUUGCCCAGAAAUAUUCAAAUACUUGACUUGAAUAAUAACAAAAUUCAAACUGUCCCUAAAGACAUUAUUCACCUGACAUCCUUGCGAGAGUUAAAUCUUGCAUUUAAUUUUCUAACUGAUCUUCCUGGGUGCAGUCAUUUCAGAAGACUCUCAGUUCUGAACAUUGAAAUGAACUUAAUUCUCAGCCCAUCUCUGGAUUUUUUCCAGAGCUGCCAGGAAGUUAAGACUCUAAAUGUAGGAAGAAAUCCAUUCCGGUGUACCUGUGAAUUAAGAGAUUUCAUUCAGCUUGAAAAAUACUCAGAGGGCAUGAUGGUUGGAUGGUCAGAUUCAUACAUCUGUGAAUACCCUUUGAAUCUAAAGGGGACUCAGUUAAAAGAUGUUCAUCUUCCUGAAAUAUCUUGCAACACACCUUUGUUGAUUGUCACCAUUGUGUUUAUCAUGCUAGUUCUGGGGAUGGCUGUGGCCUUCUGCUGCCUCCACUUCGAUCUGCCCUGGUAUCUCAGGAUGCUAGGUCAAUGGACACAGACAUGGCACAGGUUUAGGAAGACAACCCAAGAACAGCUCAAGAGAAAUAUCCAAUUCCAUGUGUUUAUUUCAUACAGUGAACAUGAUUCUGCCUGGGUGAAGCAUGAAUUGAUUCCCAAUGUAGAGAAAGAAGAUGGUUCUGUCCUGAUUUGCCUUCACGAGGGAAACUCUGACCCUGGCAAGAGCAUUACUGAAGAUACCAUAAAAUGCAUUGAGAAAAGUUAUAAGUCCAUCUUUGUUUUGUCUCCCAACUUUGUCCAGACGGAGUGGUGCCAUUAUGAACUCUACUUUGCCCAUCACGAUCUCUUCCAUGAAAGUUCUGAUUACAUAAUUCUUAUCUUACUGGAACCCAUUCCACUCUACUGUAUUCCUACCAGGUAUCCUAAGCUGAAAACUCUCAUGGAAAAGAAAGCAUACUUGGAAUGGCCCAAGGAUAGGCGUAAGUGUGGCCUUUUUUGGGCAAACCUUCGAGCUGCUAUUCGUGUUAAUUUAUUAGAAACCAGAGAGAUGUGUGAACUGCAGACAUUCACAGAACUGAAUGAAGAGUCUCGAGGUUCUGCAAUCUCUCUGAUAAGAACAGACUGCCUAUAG